Bathycoccus prasinos is the source of this 1113-nucleotide messenger RNA. RefSeq lists its product with no specific name. Lineage: Eukaryota; Viridiplantae; Chlorophyta; Mamiellophyceae; Mamiellales; Bathycoccaceae. The transcript has a single exon. The record is from RefSeq and is a predicted model, not a curated record. The coding region runs from base 1 to 1113 and encodes 370 amino acids.
AUGGCGUUAAUCGACGAGCACAAGGAUACGUUCGGCGACGGGUGCUACUUGGAAAUCGCGAAUAAUUUACACAAGGCGUGGUCGGAACGCGCGAGAUAUUUCCAUCAUCCCCAAAGUGCAUUCCCAACAGUAUCUGGGGAAAGGGAAACGCGCACGACGCGCGGAACGAGCACCAGACGGGAGGACUUUGAUCCAGAGACGGGAUUGCCGGUGCUCGUCCCUUUUCUUUCGCGUCGAAGUCCGAUGACUCUAACCGGGACUCAGCCGCAAGCGCGCGGUGUCGUCCCCGGUGGUGUCGGCGCGCCUUCUCCUCCCCCUCCUCCUCCUCCUCCUCCUCCUCCUCCACCGCCCUUCGCGGUGGAACCGUAUCUGGUGAAAGGCGAACUUUUUUCCCCGGAGGAAGGACGAAUGGAAUUAGAGUUUAAGUGCGAAAACGGCUUCUCGACGGGAUUUUCCUCUUCGUCGGCGGCGGAAGAAUGGUCGACUGAGAACGCGAGCGCGGAAAUAGGAAUCACCGUAACGGAGUGGGUGGGAACGUUAUCGUUCGUGGAAGAGUCCGGCGGCGGCCAGACCUCCGUGGCGGCCGUCAUGGAGUGCACGAAGCUUCGUAAACACGACAGCUCGCGAGGCAGGUACGGCGAUAUCUCGCCCGGCGAGUUGUUGAAUUUAUCCAUGGACGCGACGUCGCAAAUGGUGUCGUUUUUGAGCGAUUUACAACGAGAGAAUGACGAGUGGACGACGGGCGCGUGUUUGUUCGUCAAGAAAAUGACGAUUUUGGACUCGAGAUUUUUCGGUCUCGGGAUUCCUUUGAAGAUGAUCGACAUGGCUGAUUACAUGGUGAACGACAAUCGUUCGUUGUUGGUCAUGGAUCCGUUGUAUUUAGUGAGAGAUUUUUGCAACGACGAGAUGAUCGUUCCAGAUGGAACAAACGGGGAGGAGUGUUUGGAUUCGCUGGUUCAAUACUACAAGAAAAUUGGCAUUCAUCGACCGUGGAGAGAGGAGAAAUACAUCGGAAGAUGGAACGGUAUGCCGUAUCCCUCGGCAAACGCCGUGUGCCCGCACUUACAGGCGUUCAGUUUGCCGUUGUUGAGAGACAUCGCGAACAUGAAUUAA